Messenger RNA from Candidozyma pseudohaemuli, 324 nucleotides. RefSeq lists its product as uncharacterized. Gene Ontology annotation, molecular function: zinc ion binding. The coding region runs from base 1 to 324 and encodes 107 amino acids. The transcript has a single exon. Gene Ontology annotation, cellular component: mitochondrial intermembrane space. Gene Ontology annotation, biological process: protein import into mitochondrial intermembrane space. The record is from RefSeq and is a predicted model, not a curated record. NCBI's taxonomy places the organism in Eukaryota, Fungi, Ascomycota, Pichiomycetes, Serinales, Metschnikowiaceae.
AUGAUCUUCGUCCACGGCGCCGUUGUAGAUUCCUUCACUCGAUGCACCCACUACCAUAGUGACGUUGACAUUAUUGCCAUCAAGUUCAAGUGCUGUGGGCUCUAUUAUCCGUGUUUCCAGUGCCAUGACGAGGUGAGACAGCAUGAGACCAAGAGAUGGAGGAAAGAGGAGUUGAAGGAGGAGCUGGUGGUUUUGUGUGGGAACUGCAAGAAGGAGUUGACUUUUGGAGAGUAUAACGAUGGGGCAAGCCGGUGUGCGUUCUGUCAGGCCAGGUUCAAUCCCAAGUGUGCGUUGCAUUACGAUUUGUACUUUGAUUUGGGGUGA